Limulus polyphemus (Atlantic horseshoe crab) is the source of this 1815-nucleotide messenger RNA. Its product is annotated as m-AAA protease-interacting protein 1, mitochondrial-like. Gene Ontology annotation, biological process: protein insertion into mitochondrial inner membrane from matrix; inner mitochondrial membrane organization. NCBI's taxonomy places the organism in Eukaryota, Metazoa, Arthropoda, Merostomata, Xiphosura, Limulidae. The coding region runs from base 392 to 1564 and encodes 390 amino acids. The record is from RefSeq and is a predicted model, not a curated record. Gene Ontology annotation, cellular component: mitochondrial inner membrane. Gene Ontology annotation, molecular function: ribosome binding. The transcript is spliced from 5 exons.
AAGUAAAAAUUGCCAGUUGUUUCUUCAGGUUUAAGUAGUGUAAUAUCCGUAAAGUUAUUAUACAAACCAAAAACAGAUUGGAAGUUGGGAAUAAUAUAUGUUUAUUCUAAAAAUGUAAUAAAAGUAUAUUUUUUAAUAUAGGUAUAAAUAAUGGUGUUAUCAUAAAACGAGAAUUUUUGCUAUUCCACUACGAGUGGAAAGCUUUCAUAACGAGUAACGUUAACGUCUUUAGGCUUAAACGUUCCCGAAGCAAAAUCGAGUACGGGCAAAGGUGCGUGCGGGGUAAGCAGUAGGACUAGGUGUAUCGUCUUCAGUCCUUGGUUGGCUAAGUCUACUAAGUAUAAAAUAUUAAGUAAGAAAAAAGUUACAAUUUUGAAUAGAGAGCAAGAAAAUGAGGUAUUUUAAGGGGAAUCAUCCAAGUUUGUUCAAGACAAAAUACAUGUUUAAAAAAGAUUGCUUUAAUUCUUUGUUAUGUAGUGGUACUAUCACUAACAGUAACACAUAUAUCAGAACUAAAUUUUCUAAUAUUUGUGAAAGGCAAAAUUAUUAUUUUUGUGAGCAAAGAAAAAGCGAUGCACUUCCAGUUUUUAAGCUUGAUUUAAUUCAAGCUACAUCUAGAAAUAGAAGAUCUGGCUUGUUAGCAGGGUUAUUAAAAACUACAUGUCGAUCUUUAAUCUUUAGUGUUUAUAGACCUGUUCUUGGUUUUCACAAAGAGUACAAGAGCAAUUGUUUUUACCCUCUUUUGGAGAGCCCAGGAAUGUCAUUAUUAAAGUUCCAAUUACCCUUGAAAACUGUUGACUGGAAAAUGACGUUAUUACCAAUACCAGUCAACAGGUCACAGUCAUUCAUGUGCUACAAUUGCUCAUCUAAGUCCACCUCACAGAAAGAGAAGAAUUGUUUUAGUUUUUACCCUUUGCCCAAAGCUUUAAGACAGUUUUCAACUUCUGCUGUGUAUUAUGAGCAAGAAAAACCAGAUGUAGAAGGUGAUGGCAAAGAUGAUAAAACUGCUAAUUCCUUAACGGAUUUCCCACAUAUUGUAUGGCCAAGCUUAUUUUUGACUGUUAAAAACUGGAUUCAGACAAAGAUUAUUAUCCAGCCAUACUUGGACAAACAGUUUAACCACAAAGACUUUGUGGUAGGAGCUAAACAGGCUUUGGGAGUAGUUUCAUCUUUACUUGCUGUUGGAGACUUUGAAGGCUUGGAUGGUUUAGUAACUCAAAAUGCUAUUGCUGAAAUAAAGAAGAACUACCUCACUCUGAAUGUCCAGCAACGUCAAGAACUGGAAGUAAAACUAAAUGACAUUUACUUUUGCUUUCCGUACCAAAUUGGCAUCAUGUUGGAGGAUGGAUCACAGCAGAGAUUUGUGGAAGUCACUGUUGUUUAUCACUGUCUUCGUGACUUUGAUGAAAUUAAAAAAGAAGAUCCAAGUCUUCAAACCAUCAACCAAUAUAAGGACCGUAUCUUUGUUUGUAACUACAGGUUUAUACGAGAAUACACCAAAGGAGUAGAAAGUGACUGGAUUAUCAAUCGCCUAAAUCACUUCAAACCUAGUAAUCUUGGAUGAAAUGAAAAACAACUUUAGUUACAUUGUAUAGUUCAUAUAAUUUGUUUUAAUUGUUCAAGCUAGGUUGUUUUCAUCAAAUGUUCUAUCAAAAGAAAGAUAUUGUGAAGAAACUAGAUUAUGAUGUGGUUGCUGGGUAUUCUGGUGAUAUUAUUGUAAUUAGAUAAAUCAUUAAAAUGCUAGUAUAAAGCAGCUGAUGGAACUUUUUAAGCAACGAAUGUCCAUAUUAGUAUAAAUAAACAAAGUUAUGUGGA